Messenger RNA from Hypoxylon trugodes, 1481 nucleotides. RefSeq lists its product as uncharacterized. NCBI's taxonomy places the organism in Eukaryota, Fungi, Ascomycota, Sordariomycetes, Xylariales, Hypoxylaceae. The record is from RefSeq and is a predicted model, not a curated record. The transcript is spliced from 2 exons. The coding region runs from base 287 to 1276 and encodes 329 amino acids.
UCGAGCUUGGUUCAACAAAACUAAAAUCCGUACCGUGUCUCCAUUAGUGCGCAUUGCUUACUCGUUCGUCCGGUCUCGUCUUUGUUCCUCUCUCAUAACCUAUUACGAAGCCUGUUAUUUCUCUGCAAGUCAUUUUCGCCCGAAGGUAGUUCAAGGCAAGGCAAGGCAGGGUCUUUGUUCCUUUUCUUGGCACCUCAGCCUCACCUUGGGUGUUGGUCUAUAUUCAUAAAUAUUAAUUCAAUACUCGAUCCUGUCGGAGUAGGUGGAAUUAAUCCGCGCGCUUGUCAUGGCCAUGACGAAGCGCACGACGUUUACGACGAUCUCGCCGUUGCCUGCGGGCAUCUCACGCGAGUUUGUCGUCGGCUUUCUGCACAACCAUGCCGGGAUGAUCGACCUGAAUCCGCUUAUCAUCGAACGGCAUAAGAUUGAUCCGCCACCACAUGCUGCGGAAGAAGAGCGUCGGUGUGUAUGGUGGAGCAUGACGGAUAAGAUUUCGUAUCUUCCCGGUGGAAUGGUGACCGGUGAGGUUACGUACACCGCCGCUUUCAAUGACUUGCCGACCGGCAUCCAGACCCAUAGCUACGCCGCUAUGGGGACGGAUAUUUUAGGCCGUUGGACGGUAAACGGAUCCCUGCCCGGUGAACCACCGGAGCCUGUUGAGCUUGGUAUUGGUGCGCCGAGGCAGGGACUCUACUUGCGCGAGGACGUCGAGUUAAGAUGUAACUUCAUGAUGACAUCCUUCAUCAAGAAAACCCUAAAGAAAGCCCACGGCACACUCGUCGACAAACUUCUAGAAAAAGCCGAAGCGGCCGGUCCCGGCGCUGCCCAAGGAAUAAGUCACCAUCGCCAACACACUGCGUCGAGUGUGCACAGUGGUAGUAUACACUCCAACCACUCCGGUAACCAAGCCACAUAUCCCGCACCCAGCGCGUUCCAACAACAAGCUCCGUUAUACCACCAACACCGCCCGCAAUCUAGACCAGGGUCCGCGACGAAUUCGUUUGGUCGUGCAACGCCGCCGCCGAGGACGGCUAGUCCGUAUCAUAGACAUAGUCCUGCGCCGAGUAAUGGGAGCAAUCAUAAUAAUAGUAUUAUGCCGGAGCCGCUGCGUGUUAAUAAGAAUAGAACGCCGCCUGGGCAGACUAUGGGGAUUGGGAUCGGAUCGGGCAUGGGUGUGCAGAGUAUGGCUUGGUCGAAUGGGAGGGCGGCGUCGGGACAGGGGCAGUUUCGCGUGCCUAGGGCGGAUGAUGGGGGGUUUCGCGCUGAGUUGGAGUGAUGGUAGUACAAGGAGUUAUGGUGUCUUUUGGCGUUUGGGAGGUUGGCUUGGGGUUUGGAGGAUUGCAUUUAUGUUUUGUAAUGAGGAGAUCGUUGAAAAGCUUUCAUAUAGGGGAGAGAAAGUGGAAAGGGGUGAAUUCAGCAAGUUCCGAGACAGCUGUGGUAGUGUGAGAAAGAUUGAUACCCCAGGUAGUGGUAGACGAGAA